UCAUGAAUACAAGCUUAAAUACAAUCCCAGAUCUGGCUCUUAAUUCUAUUAAUCACUUUUAAAAUAUUUAUCUGACAAAUUAAUACCUUUUUUUUCUAGUAUUAAUUUGUCUUCACUUAAUAACCCAGUAGUUAUCUAUCCUUCCUGCACUUCGGAUCCUCCCCCUUGAAACAAAUUUCUCCUAUUAAUUUAGUUACCCUUCUUCGCUAAUUAACCCUAGUCUCGUAGAAAAGCCAUGAUACUUAGCAACUUAGCCAUGGCUUGUCUUAGUUAUGAAAGAACCAGAGCUUCACGCCUUCAUUUGGUUUUGGUUGUGUUACUUUAUUGCAUUUCUUCGGAGAUCAGCUCUAGUUUUGCAGAGCUUCAGAGGUUUGAACACGCACCGAAAGAUGAUGGCUCGAUUAGAUUUCUGGUGGUUGGAGAUUGGGGCAGAAGAGGGUUCUAUAACCAAUCCAAAGUUGCUUGGCAGAUGGGAAGGAUUGGAGAAAAGUUGGAUAUAGAUUUUGUGAUAUCGACGGGAGAUAAUUUCUAUGGGGAUGGAUUAAAGGGGGUAAAUGAUCUUGCAUUUUUGGAUUCCUUUAAAAACAUUUACACAGCUAAGAGCCUGCAAAAACAGUGGUAUAGUGUUUUAGGAAAUCAUGACUAUAGGGGUAAUACAGAGGCACAAUUGAGCCCUGCCCUCCGAAAGAUUGAUAGUCGAUGGCUUUGCCUGAGAUCUUUUAUUGUCAAUGCUGCAGAAAUUGCAGAAUUUUUUUUCGUGGACACUACUCCAUUUGCGACCAAAUACAUAACUGACAAAAAGCAUCAAUAUGAUUGGAGCGGUGUGUCUCCCCAUGGAGCUUACAUUACCAACCUUCUAAAGGAUUUAAAUGUAGCAUUGAGGAAGUCGAGUGCCAAGUGGAAGAUAGUGAUUGGUCACCAUACAAUCAGAAGUGCUGGACAUCACGGCGAGACACAGGAGCUGGUGAGGCACCUCUUGCCAAUACUCAAGGCUCAUAAUGUUGAUAUGUACAUAAAUGGACAUGACCACUGCCUGCAGCACAUUAGCAGCCUCAAUAGUCCGAUUCAGUAUUUCACAAGCGGAGCGGGUUCGAAAGCAUGGAGGGGUGAUAUUAAGGAAUACAAUAGUGAGGCCAUGAAGUUCUUCCAUGAUGGUCAAGGUUUCAUGUCUGUGAACUUGACCCGAUCGGAUGCUCUUAUCGUGUUUUAUGACGUUUUAGGCAGGAUUUUGCAUACAUGGAAGCUCAAUAAGCAGCUUCACUCCGCUUUCUAAUUAGAAAGAAUGUACAUGCCUAGACCCUCUUAACAAUAGUGUACAGGUUUUUGUAAAAGAAAUGGAUAUAAUUGACUAGUUUCUGCUGA
Messenger RNA from Rosa chinensis, 1362 nucleotides. RefSeq names its product purple acid phosphatase 3. Lineage: Eukaryota; Viridiplantae; Streptophyta; Magnoliopsida; Rosales; Rosaceae. The transcript is spliced from 6 exons. Bases 236 to 1273 code for a protein of 345 amino acids. Gene Ontology annotation, molecular function: acid phosphatase activity; ferric iron binding; ferrous iron binding. The record is from RefSeq and is a predicted model, not a curated record.